AUGCUGCCGAAUAACGAGGUUCGCGUGCCCCCGCGGCCACUUGCGCCGUCCGCACCUCGGCGCGAUAUUACGGCUGAGUUUACCGAAGCUGCCUCAAGCAAGUCUUUCUCUUAUUCUGAAUCCAAUGCCAAUGAGACCUUCACCCUCUUCGAAGCCGUUGGCGCAUUGGAGAUCAUGGAUUCCAAAAUGGACAGCGGUUAUAUUGCUCCGGGCGAGAAUCAAGCGCAGGCGCUGGAGGAUGACUACGAUGUGCGACGAGAAUUGACACCAGAGGAAGUUGUGGGAUUGAUGGAUCAACUGCUCUGUCACGAGAUGGCAUGGCACAUAGGACAUCCUCUUUCACAAACACUGUUCACAUCAAUCUAUCUCGAUAAGUUGCUGUGGCCAGUGCCGAGGACCAUGGAAGACGCCCGAUUUGACCGGGUGCCUAGCGAUUCUACCCUUGUUAGUCUUGUACUUCGGGCAUACUGUCUUGCAGUGAUCAAGGCUUGCGACUUCGUUCAUUCUCGGGUGGCUGGCGAGUAUUACUACGAGGAGGAGGACUUCGUCUCUCAGUUGUACAAUCGGAGCUUACUGUCUUAUUUUGAUCCCUCACACUUUUACCGCUUGCUGGACCAGGCGGUUUCAUGGUUGGAUGCGCAGAACGAAAUGGACAAGAAACUUCAGCACGCUAUUCGAGCCAGGUUACAAUUACGAUAUGAUUUACUGGCUGCAUUAGACCAAGAUCUCGAUAUAUUAGAAAUUAGGUCAACGGAGAGCUUCUCACAGUGCUUGUCCCACCUCAAUUCUGUGAAAGAGUCGCACUCUCUUGGCAAGCCAGUCCCGGAGGCCUUCAGUUUGAAGAUCCAGCGCAAGCUUGCAAGCACUGUGCCCCCUCGGCCUAUUGUCAAUAUUAGCCAUGAAGAUGCACUUGCGCAUCUUCAACGUCUUUGCAAAGAUGCCAUUGAUAUGCAGCAAAUGCUUGACUAUAGAGGACCUACUAACUUCAAGACUUCCAUAUGGACGCUUCUUUCCCGAAAACCCCAACCUUCAGUUUACAUUCGCUGUCUAAUGCAGGCAUUGAUCGUGAGCGAUAUGACAAUUUUGGGUGCCGUUUCAGUGAAACAGUUCUUAUAUGAUGAUCUUGCGGAGCUAGUCCUGCCGUCGAGUAUUCUUCUUGAGGCAAAUACAGAUGAUGUGGAACUUCCGUCAGAUCCUCGAUUUCAAAUUGCUCGACAUAUGGAAGGAUUUGUGAAAAGAUUCGCACAGCCUUUUGUGGACUCUGCCGAGGAACUUGACUUGCAGCUCCAAGCUCUGAGCUCAGAGCCUCCAUUGCAGCUUCACGGCGGAGAGCCAGCCUACUCUUAUCCGCUCAGCAGCUGGGCGUAUCACCAGAAACUCACCCAACUUCAAAUGAUUCUCCAAACGGGCUUUGAACUUUCAAUCUAUUCACCAGAGGAGCUUCCCGGAAUGUACUGGUAUUUAUCACACAUCUGCUCCACACAUCUCGGUCAUCUUGACCGAAUACGGACCUUCAUUGUUGCAGCUCGCAAAAGAGAUCUAGUGACGACCACUGUUCGAACAACUAAGACAAUUAGCAAAGCUGCCGCAUUUCACACAUCCUUCCGAUGCCUGGAGAGGUUGACCACACACAUUAUUGCUGUUGACGCCUUUGCGAUCGCCCUUCACGCAUUAUAUGUCCUCCUAGCCCGACACAAGAUCCUCCCGUCUGCUUCAGGGUCUGAUGCCUACUCGACAGAUAGAUUGCGAUAUGAACUUCGCAUGAAACCAUUUCUCCCUAUUUCUCUGCCUGAACUAGUCUCUUACGAGGACUACCAUCGUGAGGCCACCUUGCAAGGCGACACAGAUGCCACUAUUCUUGACCGCGCUUCCAAGGCUAUCAUUGAAGCCAGGAAAGCUUGGGAAGCCACACUCAGCAACGGAGCCUUUAUUGAAGAUCCAUCCAUACCUACCAAACCCCCCGUUACGGCCAUUGAGGAAGAUUGGCAACGCAACGUCAAAGAUACUAUGCGCGCAUGUAUUGGAGCCAGCAUUGCUAUUGAGACUGUAAAGAAGGCUCUCUCUAGCGAGACAAGACCAGUGAACCUGCAGGUCACUAUUCCGGAGGUUGGGAGCAAGAGCCGAUGGCAUGAUUGGUGGAGUGUGCCGCAGAUUAGCCAAAAAGUCGACUUGUAG
This is a messenger RNA of Penicillium angulare, 2175 nucleotides long. RefSeq names its product N-alpha-acetyltransferase 35, NatC auxiliary subunit. Gene Ontology annotation, cellular component: NatC complex. The coding region runs from base 1 to 2175 and encodes 724 amino acids. Lineage: Eukaryota; Fungi; Ascomycota; Eurotiomycetes; Eurotiales; Aspergillaceae. The transcript has 8 exons. Gene Ontology annotation, biological process: N-terminal peptidyl-methionine acetylation. The record is from RefSeq and is a predicted model, not a curated record.